GUUACUUUAGGAUUGGUCAAUAAACGGUUCUUCUGCGGGUGGGAGAGUUGCUGAGAGGCAGCUUGCGCAGCUAUUGAUAGUGGAUAAGAGUUGUGUGGAAUGUCCUUUAGUAACCAUGCAGUUUGAAAGCGGGUGGGUGCUAAAGCCCAGAGAGGAACAUGGCAUGUAAAUCAAUUCUACCAUGACGGUCAACAUGUCUGACACUGAAGCGGACAAAAGUAACUGCACCCUCAACCAUGAGAUUCAUCAGUACCUGUUCUCCGGGGCCUACAUCCUAGUCCUUCUUAUCGGCUUGCCCACCAAUGCCUUCUCCCUGUACCACGCCUGGCUGCAGCUGAAAGCCAAGAAUGAGCUUGGAAUCUACCUCUUCAACCUGACUGUGUCAGACCUCCUCUACCUGGCCUCCCUGCCUCUCUGGCUGCAGUACAUCUUCCAGGGAGACAACUGGAGCCAAUCUGAGUGGCUCUGCAAGCUGAGUGGCUUUCUGCUCUACGAGAACAUCUAUAUUAGUAUUGGAUUUCUCUGUUGUAUCUCCAUAGACCGUUACCUGGCCGUGGUGUACCCGUUCCGUUUCGCAGCAUUCCGGAGCAUGCGGGCUGCUACUUUGGCAAGCACCUUCAUCUGGCUGAAAGAGAUUGCUGUGGGUGUGGUCUUUUUCAUACACAAGGAACUUAGCAGGGACCCCAAGAACCAAUCGUUGUGCUUUGAGCACUACCCCAUGCAGCAAUGGGAGUACGCCAUUAACUACUACCGUUUCUCCAUCGGCUUCCUGUUCCCCCUGGGCAUACUGUCAAUAUCGUAUCUUCGUGUCCUGCGGGCGGUCAACAAGAGUGCGGGCACGCAAACCGCCCAGAAGACCCGUAUCAAGAACCUGGUGACCAGUACCAUUCUCAUCUUCCUAGUGUGUUUCUCGCCAUACCACGUAUUUCUCCUGGUGCGCACCGUUCUGGAGAGGGAAUGCAGCUUCAUCGUCAAAAUCUUCAACUACUACCACUUUUCCCUGCUGCUCACCAGCUUCAACUGCGUGGCCGACCCAGCGCUGUACUGCUUCGUCAGUGAGACCGCCCAGCGGGGGAUCCAGCAGGCCCAGGAAGCCUGUUCCCAGGCACUCUGCUGUUGCUGCCACGGUGGGAAGCAUGACCCUGCUGCAGGCACGGACUCCAACGAGGCGGCCACCUUGAAUGAGAAUGGGAAUUUCUCUGUCACACUGCUGACGCAGCCCAGUAAGGUCUAGCGGCAGUGUCAAUAAUAGGUAUGUUUUCUGAAGGUACUGCUAAAGUCAUCCAGAAGCUGGGGGCAUUGGAUGAAAGUGGGAGAAUACAGUGAUAGGAGGUCAAAUGUGAGACAUUUGGCAAUAAAUUGACAGUAGUGGAGGUGUAAUGAAUGAAUAUGCUUUUUGUUUUUAAGUUAUCAAUGUGUUACGUUUGCUUUAACAUGUGCAGGACAAAUGCACACAUGGUACCAUUGUGUGUAUAAACCAGAGUUUGAAUCUUCCAUACCAAGUUCUUUCAUUUUCUUGUUAUCUUAUUCUGUAAUAAUCAUUCUGUGUUUUUGGUGGGACUCAUCACCCAGAUCGUACAUAUCAAAAUUGGCUCUAAGAGCAAGUAGUAAUUAUAUUAGGUCCUUUUGGAUUCUUGGGUAUGUAAAGGAUUCCUCAGCCCACAUUCCACAAGUGUUUGGAGAGAAAUGUCCAUACAUUCAUUUCCAUCUGUCUCCAUAUCAGCCCACUGAUCCACCCAUACAAUCAAUCAAUGAAUCAAUCAAUGGUUAAGCGCAAUACGGAAAGAUGAAAGAGCAGUCAAGCUCAGUACCCCUGAGGCCAAGACUUGUCUGGGACAUAGUUCAUUCCCAAUGUCCUCCACAGCACUCUUUCCCAGGGUCUGCUUAGGCUCUCUUAAGGAUGACUUACUUGGAAUUGCCUCAUGAUGGCCCCCAUCCUUUCUCCCAUUCCCAAGGUACUUCCUGACCACAGCCUGAGUAUUUCAAAGUUAACCGGUCACUGCAGCUGACCUUUCACAAUAUGCAUAGAUUAUUAUUAUUAUUAUUUCAACUGUGUGUUUUUCUUUCUUACAUUUGGUUUUAAAGUACCACAUUUUCCCAGAGUAGAGGAAAAGAAGCUUUUUAAUGGUGAAUGACUCCGUUAUGGAUGGAUAAAUUGUUCUAAUUGAAGUUGAUGAAUUGAAACAGAGGGCAAAAAUUUUGAGACAUUCAGAGCUCAUAAAUCAUAGAAAGUAUUUUAAAACAGGAAAAGUACGAGAAGGAACUUUUCUGGUGUUUCCUUGAUAUUACCAUUAAGGUGUACCAAAGGAGUGGAUAUUAGGUCUUGUACUUUUUACAGUCUAUAUAUUAAAACAUCUCCCUUUGCAGACAAUAAUAACAUACUUCUCUUUAUGUUGUGUACGUUACUGCUCCAACAAUGGACAAGGCUCUUUGAGAGCUUCAAUAUUUCUUAAUUUCUUUUCAGAAAGCCUUUGCUGAAUGCAAAUUGGUAUGUAAUGCAGGUAAAAUCAAGUAUAUUUGCUCCGGAAAUAUACUCUGUGUAGCAAAAGCAUUCAUAUGAAUGCUGCUGCCAAUGUAAUGAAUCCACUAGACAAAUUUUUAUCAGAGCACACAUUAGGGGCGAUAUGUACAGUAUGGUAAACAUCGCUGCAUCAGAACGUUGGCUGGCCCCCUUUGAAGUCAGAUACAAUUGAUCAGUGCAUCACACUUUUUCUUGAAGCCCUUUUGGCUAAACAUCUGUAAUACGUUACAUCAUUGUACAGACAUUCCAGCUACAAGACCCAGUCUCAGGGAUGGUCAACUCUGAAUACUCCUUUAAAGCAGAUUUAAGGGUUGAUUUCACAGAUGCAGAUUUAGUUUGGUCUAGGACUAAAAAUCAAGCUGAAUGGAGUUGACCUUGAUUUUUUUAUUUGUUCUAGAAUAGGCUUCAUCUGUGCCCGCAAAACUGCCCCGUAAUGUUUGUUGCACCUUACUUGUCAAAUAAUCUCCAACCUAUGAAUUGGUGCCUGUAGGGAAAUUCAGCUGGCUUAUUGAGCACCUUUUGAUUUUCAUUCUAGAAUGUGCAAUUUUUUUUUAUUUCUUGUGUGUAUUGAUGUGUAGUAAUGUUUUUUUAAUAAAUUUUUUAUAAUUAUAGGGGCUCAGAAUUGUCACCCUAGUUAAAUUUGAACAAAAAAGCUGUGAACAAAAUGUUAAUGUUAUCAGCUUGUUCUUACACACUUACACUCUUUAGAGUGAAAAUUGUUAAAAGAAAAAAAAGACUUUUUUUAUUUUUUUUAUUCAAAAUUAUGUGACAAUUAUUGGCACCGCUGUAUUUAGUACUUUGUGCACCUUCCCUUUGCCGAUAUAACAGCUCUGAAUCUUCUCUUAAAAUCUUUCAAUCUUUGAUCCUCACUUGAACUGCAGUCAGUAAACCAUUUUCGUGUGCAGCUGUAGAUAUGCUUUGGAUCAUUGUGCUGCUGGAAUAUAUAUAAUGACCCUGUCUGACAGAGGCAGAUAGAUUUUUUGUCUUAAAGCUUCUGGUAACCCUAAUCCUUUAUGAAUUCCAUGUUGCCAUGUAACCUAACAAGGUUCCCAGGGCUUUUGGAAUUGAAACAUCCCGACAACAACAGAUCCACCACAAUACUUCACAGUGCGGAAUAUCUUAUUUUCUCCUUGACUACGGCUAUUUUACACCAAACCCACCUCUGGUGUUUCUUGCCAGUAAACUUAAUUUUAGUCUUGUCAGAACUAAAAAAAAUCUGGUUAUAUUUUUUGGUCACUUGAACCAUCUUUAUCAAUGUUUUUUGGGGGCAAAAUACACAAGGUGUCAUGAAUCACUCAGCAAAGGUAGAAUUGGUGUGAUCCCAGAUGCAGAGUCAAAGGCAGAUUUAUUUAAGGGUUCGGGCAGGAAAUCUUGGUAAGGCAGGCAAAUGGUUGAAACACAGUAAACCAAUAGAGACGGGCAACAGUACCGAAAAUACUAGGCAGGCGGGUAGUCAAAACGGCAGGCAAAAA
Esox lucius (northern pike) is the source of this 3993-nucleotide messenger RNA. It is a transcript of the gene gpr68, whose product is annotated as ovarian cancer G-protein coupled receptor 1. Lineage: Eukaryota; Metazoa; Chordata; Actinopteri; Esociformes; Esocidae. Gene Ontology annotation, biological process: G protein-coupled receptor signaling pathway; cellular response to pH. Gene Ontology annotation, cellular component: membrane. Bases 182 to 1234 code for a protein of 350 amino acids. Gene Ontology annotation, molecular function: G protein-coupled receptor activity. The transcript has 2 exons. The record is from RefSeq and is a predicted model, not a curated record.